Messenger RNA from Nicotiana attenuata, 1027 nucleotides. RefSeq names its product peptide methionine sulfoxide reductase-like. Gene Ontology annotation, cellular component: cytoplasm. Bases 161 to 925 code for a protein of 254 amino acids. Lineage: Eukaryota; Viridiplantae; Streptophyta; Magnoliopsida; Solanales; Solanaceae. Gene Ontology annotation, molecular function: peptide-methionine (S)-S-oxide reductase activity. Gene Ontology annotation, biological process: cellular response to oxidative stress. The record is from RefSeq and is a predicted model, not a curated record. The transcript is spliced from 4 exons.
GUGGCGUUGAAUCAGGCUGUAUAGUUCAUACUAAGCAGCUUUUUGUUUGUAUAUAUGUGUCAUCCCUCUUCCCUUAAGACUAAGGUAUAAUCUCCAUAAAUUAGAGGCCAUUCACUCAUCUCCUUCUGUGACUUCUGACUAAGUACAGAUUUUUUCAAUUAUGCGUUACUUCAAGUUACUCGGACAGAGCAAAGCUCAAGAUUCAGAUAACACACUGUUAACUGCUAACAAUAUUCCGACAGAAUUCCUCUGUCAUGCAAUAUUUGCUGGAGAUAAAUUCCACGAUGUAGAAGCUGCAUAUGGUCGAGUAGAAGGAGUUGUAAAAACGGCAACUGGUUACUGUGGAGGAAAUAUAAGGAAACCUUCCUAUAGAGAGGUGUCUGAAGGAAGAACAGGUCAUACUGAAGCAGUGAAGAUCACAUAUGACAAGAGAGUCGUUUCUUACACAUCUCUUUGUGAUUUUUUCUGGGAAAUUCAUGAUCCAACCAAUAAACAUUUCCUUAAUUUCGGGUUAAGUACGCACCUGAGAUCAGCAAUAUUCUGUUCAACAGAAGAAGAGAGGAAACAAGCACAGGAGUCAAAGAUAAGGCGACAAAUGAAGCUUAAUAGGAGGAUUCUUACAAAGAUAACUCCAUUUUCGAAAGAAAUUAAUUGCGAAUUCUUUCUAGCGGAGAACCAACAUCAGAAGUAUUAUUUGCACAAGUAUUACAAGCUUUGUCAGAGUUUGAACCUACGCAGCACUCAACAAUUUGUGGACUCCUACAUCGCUUGCAAAUUCAACGGAGUAUUGGCUUUGGAUGUGGAACUCAUCUUGGACAAGUUACCACAAUUAUCGACGACUUGUCUGUUACCCAAGCAAUGCAGAUCAACUUGUGAUGAAAUUAUACAAGAUUUAAAGAGAAGUUUAAUCAGCCACACUUCUUAAGUAGUGACUUCAUUAUUUUCUUUUUCACUCUAUAUAUAUGUUAUACCAGAAACCAAUUGAAAUUUGAUAAUGGCAUGGUAACGAUCCGACUGGUUGUUUUGA